This is a messenger RNA of Physcomitrium patens, 2383 nucleotides long. RefSeq lists its product as uncharacterized. The record is from RefSeq and is a predicted model, not a curated record. Lineage: Eukaryota; Viridiplantae; Streptophyta; Bryopsida; Funariales; Funariaceae.
GCGCUCAAUCUGAGGAAACGAAGCUCCUAUUUAUGCGCGCAUUCAUCACUGUGGCCAUAGAUUUCGAUGAGGGUUCCAGCUUUUUAUACCUAAAUGUGGAUCGCUUGUUGUUGGGAAACAGUUCGAAGGAAGAAACAUAUUCAAGCCCCCGGAACACCUGUUGCUGGAACGAGUUCGGUUGUGAGGGACAGGCCUGCUUUGUCUUGCCUUACCUUUGAUGGUCAAUUUAGUACUCCAUGCUCUUUGCUCGUGCAAUCGGAAGUACAUUUGGAAAUGGUCGAGUGGUUAAGCAGCUGCGUGACUUGAGGUUGGAGUUUCGGGAGCAGGUGUUGUGGCGUUUGUGGCGUUUGUGAGCAGGCUAGUGACAUUGGACUACAUGGGGGUGGAUUUAGUUGCGAUGGGGGGAUAAGAGAUGGAUCGCGCAUGUAGGCGAUGAUGCAGGAGAGGAGUCGGUAUCAUAUUUUGGAAGGACUGCUGUGCACGUAAUUGACAGGUAGUGGUGAUCAGUGGGUUGCAGAGCAGCCUCAAGCGUGAUUGGUUGUGGUUGUGUUCUUUGAGAUUUGCGGGGGCUCAUUGUUGUAGUUUGCGCGUGGCGCGAAGUUUUAGGGUUUGUUUCGUGAGGCGCACGAUGGUGUGAAGAAGUGGAAUACAUUUGACUUUAGGUAGGAUUGCAAGAAUAUCGUUCGAGUCUCACGUUGAUUGGGUAAUAGAGUCCUGAUUCCGAGUUUAUUGAAAGAGAUUACUCCAGUUGUGGAUGCAAAAACCUCACCACUUUCCAACCUGCCAGCAAAAGCUUUGUCGAAGAGGGGAAAUGUGAUCCAACAGUGAAGAAACUCCUGAUUUUGAGCAGUGCGGCCUCGACUCCCAAGGCUACCAGGAUGAGCAAUUCAAUGGAUUCCCCGAAAGAGACUGACUUGUUUGAGAACAUGGAGCUUCUUCAAGGAGGUUCAGACAAUGCAGCGUAUCGUCAGCUUGGACAUGCAGAGGAACAAGGAGACGACUUGGAGGAAUUCGAGAUUUUAGAGCGUCCUCUGCCUAGAUUUUGGCAGAGUCGGCGAUGUCGGUGGAUGGGACUCAUUUGUCUUGCCAUUGUGUUCCUUGGUGUUGCAGCUGUACUUCUCCAUUGGUUAGCUCCUUUAUUUUUAGACAAGGUUAUUAUACCAUUGAUGAUAUGGGAGUCUACUGAAUUUUCUAAGCCUGUUUUGGCGGUGGUUCUCGUAUGCUCACUUGCAAUAUUUCCCAUGUUCAUCCUUCCAUCAGGACCUUCCAUGUGGUUAUCAGGCAUGAUGUUUGGAUAUGGAUUAGGAUUCCUUAUAAUUAUGUCAGGAACUAUGAUUGGUCAGACCUUGCCCUACUUCAUCGGACAAUGGCUGUUGCAUGAUCGAAUACAGAUGUGGCUAACAAAGUAUCCAAAGAAGGCAGCCGUGUUAAGAGUUGCUGAACAAGGGGGUUGGUUUCAACAAGUUCGGACAAUAAUGCUGUUGCGGGUCUCCCCAUUUCCAUACCCCUUGUUCAAUUAUGUCAUCACUGUUACCAACAUAAAAUAUGGCCCAUAUAUCGUUGGUUCCAUUUGUGGAAUGGUUCCGGAGGCUUUCAUUACAAUAUACAGUGGGAGGUUAUUGUUUACACUGGCCGAGAUCAAACACAAGAACAGGCACAUAACCCCCCUGGAAAUUGCCUACAACAUUGUGGGAGCAUGUAUUGCGGCAGCAACGGCAAUAACAGCAACCAUAUAUGGGCGAAGGGCUUUAAAAGAACUGGAGCUCAAGGAAGCAGCGGAGCGAGAAGCUUCAGGGCAGCUUUCUCAGCCCAUGACAGAUAUUCUCUCGCAGUCACCGCCUUCUUUUAAGCAUCCUAUCACAUGGACGGGUAAUUCUUCAUCAGACGCCUCACAACCACUAGCACAAUCCCUCGAGGACUUCCCUCCUUCUAUGUCAGAGCUUCCUACACAUUCAAAGAAAUAGCUAUUUUCUUCUCCCGUAUGUGGAUUGCACGUUUGUUGCAAGUAUGAGGGGGCACGAGAUGUUUGCAUGCAAACCUUGUGCGACAAAUGAUUAAUUCAUCUGCCUCAGCAUUUAUUGCACAUGUUUGCCAUUCGCCAAAGCUCCGAACCAACAGCACCUACAAUUUGUGGUAGGACGAUUGUAUUGGGAUUUGUGUAGUCGAUGCAAUAGUUGAUUAGUUUUGGAGAUGGCGCCGAUCACAUAAACUUUUGUACAGCUGUAGACUUGAAAAGCCUACCACAAAUUUGUGUAGACUCUCCUAGGAAGUAUUUAGCUAUUAUAAUUAAUUUCAAUGUGUGCUUCAGAAUCCUUGGAAAAUUUCCACUGGCAUAUUAUGGAAGUGAUAAUUUUGGUAAAGUCCUUUUUUUACAAUUUUUGAA